Molecule: messenger RNA, 807 nt
Organism: Trypanosoma rangeli
Lineage: Eukaryota; Euglenozoa; Kinetoplastea; Trypanosomatida; Trypanosomatidae
Product: serine/threonine-protein kinase HSL1,negative regulator of Swe1 kinase
Exons: 1
Coding region: 1-807 (268 amino acids)
Source: RefSeq, a predicted model, not a curated record
AUGGAACUCCUGAGUCAACAGCUUACAGCAUACAAUUUUAAGACGUCGGCACCCGGCGUUAGGGCCCCCACAAAGGUGCGUAGAAUUUCCCCUCCUAAGCAUUGCCCUCGCGGCCUGCACGAAAAUGGCUCCAAGUUCUGGGACCGCACCCCCACGGAGGCAGAGCGAUUUUUGCUACCGAGAGCAAGGUCCGCUGCCACCUGCACUCGCGAUCGCCCGACCGCAAAGCAGAAACGCAAUGGACAAGGAAUCGGUUCAUCCUUUUUUUCUGGGGGCCAUUGCGCACUACACAUUUCAGGCGCAACUGCGAGUCAGCCACAGGCGAAGCAUUGGCCUGGAAAUCCACAUCUGGACGUAAGGCGGCUUCCCAACCACACCCCGCAGCUGCGCUGGGGGGCGGUGGGCGACGCACUUUUAGGACAGCACAGCGAGCAGCAAAUGCUCUCACUUGCAGAUUUAUCCCUCCCUUUUCCCAUCUCGCAAACCAACAAGGGGUUUCUGCACGACGAGACCGACAGCAAAAGUCUCUCGGCGUUGCUCCGCAUACCCCACCCAGGCCGCAAAACAACGAAGAGCCAACCGCCGCCUCCACGAUGGAUCGCCCCCAUCUUCUCGAGACACUCUCUUUGGCAUGCCAAAACUCCCGCUUGCCGCGCUGGGGGUCAAACUGUAGGGCAAAACCCCUGCACCAGACGACGUGCGUGUUGGGGCGCUAGGGCACCUCUUGGCGAAGGGCAUCUGGUUGCUUAUCCUUUAGAUCCAACACGGUUCGAUGACCGGUGUGAUUUUGGUCGAGCGGAGUCGUAG